ACAGUCAGAGCAGGUGAGGUCACUGUCAGAGCGGCACAGGUGAGCUCCGGACUAUCGAUCAGCACCGGCGAAGCGUCGCCUUACUGGGAUUUGAAAAAGAAGGAAAGAAAACAGUUUUACGGUCGAUGACAAAGGCUCUGGAGCGGAGCAUCAAGGAAGCAUUGCCGGGUGGUGCAGUGUGUUUGGAGACUGCAGUGGAGUCCAGGCUGGAGAAGAGAGAGAGGCUGAGGAGACAACAUGCCCACUGACGGGGAGCCCACGGUCACAGUCAAGAUGCUGCAGCUGCUGCUACUCUCCACCUACUGGGGGAUGCAGAUCUGGGUCACCUUCAUUUCAAGCUUUGUGAUGGACAACCACCUGAACAGACACACCUACGGGUUCAUCCAGAGUCGCCUCGUCCCGUUUUACCUCCACCUGGGUUCAGCUUGUGCCUUCUUCAACCUCACCAUCUACGCUGUGUAUCACCCCAGUGACAUGCUGAACGACAGAGAAGCCUUUCAGAUCUUCAUCUUCUUCGUGUCGGUGACGGUCGCGGCCGUCAACGCCCAGUGGUUCGGCCAGAUGACGUCGGAGAUCAUGGCGGACAUGCACCUGAUCGAGCAGGCGUGCGGGCUGGGCCAGGACAUCGGGCUGUCGUCGAACCGCGAAGCUUACGCCAAGCUGUGCGACACGGACGCCAAAUACAGACACAUGAGCAGUCGCCUGUGGCUCUACAGACUGCUGUCGUCCCUCUGCAACCUCUGCUGCAUAGGCUGCAACUUCUACAGCCUCUGCUACAUGGCGGAGAACCUCGGCACGCUUUAAACCGACACAGAGCUGCUGGACUGUAACAAAUAUCACUCCCACAUCAACAAUUUUCUUUAAAUCAAAGCAGUAAGUUAUAUAUUUAAUACACCAAGUCUCUCACUCUGCCUUAUUAGUUAUAAGACAAAAAAGUCAGGUUAUCCUUGUUGUGCCUUGGGGAUUAAUGAAAGGAUACAGCCACCAUGCUUUUUUUUUUUUUUUGGCCCUAUUUUUUUUUUUUGGGGUUUUGAGACAAUCGUGGUCAGUAAAGCUGCGUUUCUCUAAAAGGUUGUAGGGAGGCAAAUAAGCACGUGCAAUGACUAAUGCCUCACCUUUCACCUAGUGUGGCUGUGGCUGGUGGCACCUUGAUAUGACACCCUCCACCCAUACCACAUGGUGCCUUUAUGCAACCUAAACAUGAGGGAUGUUGUUAAAUAUAAAAGUUGUACAUGCAGUACGGAGAAACCAUAGCAGUAAAUAUCAAAAUGUGCUACAUGUUUUUUAAUUUUUUAAAUGUAAGCUAAAAGAACAUUUUAAAAAGGGAGCGUCCUCCAUGCUGCUCAGUCCGGCUCUUCCUGUUUGGGUGCAGUUUGAAUACUUUUUUCAGUGUGGUGUCACAGGUUUGUCCGGCUUACCUGAAGAGCACCUGUGAAGUGAAAGGUUGUUUAUUAUCAUCCAUCUUUAGUUCUCCAGGCUGCUGGUAUGAAACAGAAAGAAUUGUGAAGACUUGCUGAGAUGAUGUGGGUCUAUUUUGACUAAAUGUCUGUAAUGAUAAUAGUUUGGAGCCCCCAGGAGAUGAUAAAUAACUUGCAAAGAAAACCUUUCGGGGGCUCAGUAUUGUUGUCUACUUGAAGACCUGAAUGAAAUCUCUCUCAUUGACCCUUUCACUAUUCACCACAGUACGACCUCCAUUACCUUACAGUGUGCCUCAACUGAAAAUCACAUCAGAUCUUUUAAAGAUCUACAAAGCUGUUGCAUCCGUAGCUUGAAUCCCUCAAAGUCUGUUUGACUUUGUUCUCAAAAUAUACAGCCGUGUUUGGAAUUGAAGCCAAAUAUUUGUUUUUCUUUUGUGUGAGAGAAGUUCUGGUUUAGACUUAUGUCAACAAACCUCUCCAUGCACUUUUUUUUUAUUUUGUAACUGCUUAGGUGAAGCUCUUAUAUCGAUGUGUUGGCUGUGUUUAUCACGUCCAUUAAACCAAAGAUUUAAAAAAAGUACAGUAACAGCACAUCAGAGCAGCUGAGUAUUUAUUCAGAAACUCCUUUUUGUGUUUUUCCUUGUUUGUUCAGGCUGGAGUGAUGAAGGUGUUUAUAAUGUAACUGCCAAAGACAAUGCAAUAUUACCUGGUUUUAAACUGCACAUCCUUUUUUAUUGUGUCGCCUGUUAGCUCUGCCAGUCUAAAUUUAAAAUAAAACUGAAUGCAAAAAUCAUUUGACAGUUUUCUGCUUAAACACAAAAGCAGUGCUGUGUAAUUUUUAGAGGAUGAUUUAACAUGAAUUUGUGGAUAUUUAUGCUAGUGCCUUAAUGUUAAUGGUUAUAAGUGUUAUUGUGGUUUGUGUAAUACUGAAUGUAAGUUGCCUGAAGACCAGUGAGGUCAGUGGUUGGUAGUGGGUUUGUGUCAAACACGAUUUGACAGUCUGGUUUUUUUGUAUUAA
This is a messenger RNA of Anoplopoma fimbria (sablefish), 2436 nucleotides long. RefSeq names its product transmembrane protein 205-like. Lineage: Eukaryota; Metazoa; Chordata; Actinopteri; Perciformes; Anoplopomatidae. The record is from RefSeq and is a predicted model, not a curated record. Bases 238 to 804 code for a protein of 188 amino acids. The transcript is spliced from 4 exons.